Bursaphelenchus okinawaensis is the source of this 1189-nucleotide messenger RNA. The record is from the annotation of a GenBank genome assembly. Lineage: Eukaryota; Metazoa; Nematoda; Chromadorea; Rhabditida; Aphelenchoididae.
AUGGCUGGAAGAACACCUUCAACUGCCAGGAUUCUGGAGAAGCUGGGAGAAAGUGGCGGAAUAGGCAGGAUAAGAUCGCUGAUGUUUUGUUAUACGAUUGAUUAAGCGGAUUACAAUAUUUGCAUGUAAGUUUGAUCACUGAUUUGUAUUUUCUGUUUUUAGGUUAAUUUGAUGAUGUUAAACUGAUCUGGGCAUCAGAUGUAGAAGAAAGUGGACAGAACAAACCAGAUGUGCGUGUAUGUGCCGUCAGCUACAAUCGACUAGAAGAAAUUAAAGCUGGGUUAAACGUAAGUUAGUUUUUUGCUUUGGUUUUUCUGUUUUUAGGUCUAGUUAAAGGAUUUUCUUCUGGUUUUGGCAUCAGGACCAAGGAUAAUAUACUUUUGUUAACUUUGAUGUUUUUCAGUGAAGCUGUCUGGAUUGUCUUUUAAAACGAGUUGUGCAAGACCAUGGACGUUGUUAUUAGCUGCAAAUCAGGAACAGAAGAGCGCAUAGAAGUUCAGAACCAAUCGUCUGUAAUCUUCUACUUGGAGGCAUAGAUGGAUCGAUUGAAAAUGGCCUUUUGAUAGAGUUGGUAGCUAUUGUAAGUUGGUUUUAUUGUCAAUGUUAUGAUUAUUAAGGUUUCACAGUUAUGUAAGACAUACCUAAACUUUUUAAUACGGCUUUUGUAUGAUAUUAUUUGCGAAUCUUGGAUGUCAUGGAUAAUAUCGUAAUUUUGAAGGUAAAAGUUUCUUAUCGGAAAAGACAUGCUUUCAUGAUAAUUUUUGUUGUAUUUAAUAAUUUUUGAACGAAAAAUGUAUGGUUUUGUGAUUUUUGUGGUUGAGAUAUUAUCAUAGGCAUCUAGCAUCUAUGGAUAAUAGGUUGAAGGACUUCUGCUAUAUUAUUAGUGAAUACUGGUUGUAGAAGCGUUUUUAGUUCUUUCUUUUUGGUACCUGAGAUUGAAAGUGGAGUUUUUAAGUUUAUAAUAAUGUUUUUGUCGUUAAAAUUAUCAGGUGGAUCAUGGAUAACAUUCUAAAUCUCUUACUUUUUAUUAUCGAACUUUGAAUAAUGUUAUCGUUUUUUUUAGAAGCUUCUCCGGCUCCAUUUGAAAUUUCAAGAAGCUUCAGACCCAUCGAGUUCCAAUGGGAGAUCCAGAACCUCGCCAAAUCAUAGGCAACAUCAGAUGGACUAUGACCAAGGUGACCUUAGAUGA